AUGCUUGGGGCGUACGGAGCAACUGCAGAUGAUCAGGUGGGGAGUGUGGGGACUACUGGACUCUACGCUCGCGGGUUCCUAUGGCUCAUGGCUCUCGCGGCCCAUUGGCUGACGGAGGAGUGGUUGCGGGGCAGAAGGAAUCGACCUCAUGAGGGUUCGGUCGGAUCGGCCGAUGGAUGGAUGGAUGGAUGGAUGGAAAGACGGAGCGAGGGGAAUCUGGAUGGAUGGAUGGAUGGGUCGAACCACGACAGACGGCUCGGCGUUCGCUUGCACAUCGUGUAG
This is a messenger RNA of Marchantia polymorpha subsp. ruderalis, 282 nucleotides long. The record is from the annotation of a GenBank genome assembly. NCBI's taxonomy places the organism in Eukaryota, Viridiplantae, Streptophyta, Marchantiopsida, Marchantiales, Marchantiaceae.